This is a messenger RNA of Pediculus humanus corporis (human body louse), 561 nucleotides long. RefSeq lists its product as uncharacterized. Lineage: Eukaryota; Metazoa; Arthropoda; Insecta; Psocodea; Pediculidae. The coding region runs from base 1 to 561 and encodes 186 amino acids. The transcript is spliced from 2 exons. The record is from RefSeq and is a predicted model, not a curated record. Gene Ontology annotation, biological process: non-motile cilium assembly. Gene Ontology annotation, cellular component: ciliary transition zone.
AUGUCGGCGAGUGAAAAAUGGAGGAAAAAAGUUUCUACCUUAUCGGAAACUAUUUUUCCAGGAAUUUCAUUACACAAAUACGGUCUUGAAAGUGAAAUUGUAUCAAGUUUACCAUUACAAAUGCUUUUAUAUUUUAAUUUGUAUUUUUUUCCAGUUUGGUUGGCCACGUCCGUCUUCGAAUGUCUUUCAAGUUUGUAUCGAUUAAUUGUCGUUAUCGUUCACAUAGCAGUGUCAGGAAUAGAAAUAUUACGUUUGUAUUUAGGAUAUUUAGGAAAUUUAACGGAAAAAAUACCAGAGGUAGCAGCAUUUUGGAUGCUGUCAAUACUUUUACAAUUACCAAUGCAAAUAUUUUUAAUAUCAAGUAGACAAUUAUUAUUGUCACCGAUUGAAUACACCGUUCAAGGAAUUAUGUUAAUUUUUUUAAUAUCACAAUUAUUCGUUGGUUAUUUUGCAUUAAGAUUAGCAGCUAGACAUCAAGCUAAAAAAUUUCAUUUAUUAAGAUUACAAAAAAAUUCAAAUAAAUUUGAAAUGAAUUUAGGAUUUGAAAAUGAUGACGAUUGA